Messenger RNA from Macrobrachium nipponense, 764 nucleotides. RefSeq lists its product as uncharacterized. The transcript is spliced from 4 exons. The record is from RefSeq and is a predicted model, not a curated record. Bases 1 to 384 code for a protein of 127 amino acids. NCBI's taxonomy places the organism in Eukaryota, Metazoa, Arthropoda, Malacostraca, Decapoda, Palaemonidae.
AUGUCUCCCCCUCCUUCUCCCCCUCCCCCGAACUUCGAGAUCGUCAAGGAGAGCUCAUUUAGGCUGACAGUCUCCCAAGUAUAUAAGGGACAAGUGGCUCCUGCUUCCUGCAUCAUUGUCCUGGAAGCACCGCCAAGCACCACAUCCUCCGACAUGAAGCUGAUCGUCGUCGCCUGCUUGGUCGCCAUGGCCUUGGCUGCUCCCAGACCCCAACACGACGCCUCCAUCGUGGAAGACGAACGCGUCGACCAUGGCGACGGAAACUUCAACUACAACUUCGAACUGAGCGACGGCACCUCCAUAGAAGCUGAGGGAACCCCCAACGAAGCGGGCUCCGUCAACAUCGAGGGAUCUUACAGAUUCACUCUUCCUGACGUGCAGUAGUCGAAAUCACCUACGUGGCCGACGAAGCCGGUUUCAGGCCCCAAGGGGACGUCCUCCCCACCCCCCACCCACUCCCCGCCCACGCCAUCGAGCAGAUCAGAUUCGCCGAGCAGCAGCGCAGAGCGGAACCAGUCGCUGUCGCAUAAAGGAUUUGAUCCUUCGUCGUCGGCGUCCUUCGGGAAUUGGGAUGCAUGAAGCGUUUUCCUUCGCGAUCCUGAAAGUCAAUCUCGUUAUAGGCCUAAUCUGUUCCAUUCUUUGGUCCCGUCUUUAUUUAGUCUCAUUGAAUCUGUUAAGUCCUUAGGACCCCUAAAUCAUUUCAUUGGGAUACUAUCUCUCUCUCUCUCUCUCUCUCUCUCUCUCUCUCUCUCUCUCUCUCUCUC